Molecule: messenger RNA, 1584 nt
Organism: Eubalaena glacialis (North Atlantic right whale)
Lineage: Eukaryota; Metazoa; Chordata; Mammalia; Artiodactyla; Balaenidae
Gene: ERICH6
Product: glutamate rich 6
Exons: 13
Coding region: 16-1584 (522 amino acids)
Source: RefSeq, a predicted model, not a curated record
ACAUUUAAGAAAGACAUGUCUGAAACGAAUUUAGAUAGGGCUGUCUAUCACAAUCUGUAUCCAAGAAUUCCAACAUCAGUACAAACAGAAGAAAGUUGGCUUCAAGAAUUGUCAGGCAUGGAGCAGCCGAAAGUGCCCUCUGUAAAGAAGGAAGAUGAACCUGAAAAUCUAGCUUCUAAAUUAAGAGCAAAAUGGAUAAUUAACCCAGAAGAGCCAAAACUAAAUAUUUUAUGUGAGCUGGAGUUUAAGGAAGACUUCAUAACACUUUUUGAGCCCUCUCUGAGAACACUACCCAGCAUCGGGCCACCAUCUAUUCUCUCAUUCAAACAAGAGAGUUCCAAUUUAGGCAUUAAGUUCAAGAAAGAAGAGGAGGAGGUAUCGCCCACGUGUGAAUUCUGUGGGAGCGAUCUGAGAACAUUUCUCUCCAAUGUGGAUCUUUCCUGUGACUACAGUAGCUCUGAACUAGUAGAACACACCUCCUGUUGUAGUUAUUUCCAAAACCUGAUUGACUACAUCUAUGAGGAAAAACAAAAACUCCAAAGCUCUAAAGCUGAAUUAAUCUGUAUUGACCCUCAUGCCGCCCACGGCAGUGAAGUCGACAGACUCAAAGCAAAGGAAAAAGCUUUGUGGAGAAAACAGGAGCGACAAAUGGCCAAACACUAUGCAGUAUUAACAAAAGAACAGACUACUUUCUCUGAAGAAGAUGCAAAGCAAUUUAAAACAAUUUCUUAUCAACUUUCCAUGAAUAUUCCAGAAGUAGAGUCACCUAAGGAAGAACUAACUGAUUAUCAACUAGACAAAAGAAAUAUAUCCAUUGUUUGUUGCGAUUCUAGGAUAGCAUGUGGAAAGAUCAUGACAAAUGAGCUCUUUGAAAAGCACUACAAACAUGGGAGCAAGUUUCUGACUUCAUUUCCAGACGGGACAACACAAAUAUUCUACCCAUCUGGAAACCUAGCCAUCAUCCGAGUGCCCAAUAAGAUAAAUGGCUUCACUUGCGUAGUCCAAGAAGACGUGCCCACUAACCCUGCAAUCCUGGCAGUGCUAGAUUCUUCGGGUAGAAGUUCCUGCUAUCAUCCCAAUGGAAAUGUCUGGGUAUACAUCAAUAUCUUGGGCGGUCAAUAUUCAGAUCAAGCUGGCAACAGAGUAAGGGCUUGGAAUUGGUCAAGUUCCGUCACUUCCUCACCCUUUGUUUCAUUUAAACCUGUCUUUCUGGCUUUGAACCAUUAUGUUGGAAUCCGCAUCUUAGAACAAGACAAGAUUUCAAUCACUUUUCUGGCAAUGGGCCAACAGGCAAGAAUCAGUGUCGGAACCAAAGUGAAGCUACCAAACCCUAAAGAGAUUCCAGCACUCCGAUACCUGAACGGGGAUGACCUUCUUCUGCUGGCCAGUUUAAUAAAGAUCCGGCGCCUGUUUCAUAAACUGGAAGGAUGUGUGAAUUUCCCCUCCAGCCAGGUUUGGGAAAAAUUAAAGCAACCUUCCUACCUUUCUUCACUUUCUCUAAAACUAAUUGCCCUUUGUCACAAUUCUGGUAUGAAGCAAGAUACAAUAACAACAAUAGCAGCUUUGAUAAAUGAAAACAUUUAA